UGACUCAUUAACGGUAAUAACUACCUCCUCCCCUGCACCGGGAGAGAGAGGGAUUAAGAGAGGGGGAAGAACUCAAACGAACAAAAAAAAAAUUCAAUUAAACCCUCCUCCGAAUCAGAAUUCUCAAUACGAUUUCCUGCUAAGCCAAAGAAACCCAUUGCUCCUUCUCCUGAUCUAGGACUACCCAUUUUCUUGAAUUCGUAGAAUUAAUUCUCUCGAAGGAGGAACGAGAAAAGGAAAAAUGGAGGAACUGGAGUCAGGGGUUCUUGUGAAAUUCCUGCAACGAAUGAACGUCCAUGGCAAAAAGCUGCUACGGGAUCCAGAUCCCGUCCUGUUACAGAUCAGGAGCAUCAUCCCGGUGUUGAAAGACGGCGAAAUUUACCCCAAUCAGGGCUUCUUCCUCAAGAUUUCAGAUUUGACCCACGCCAUGUUCGUCUCGCUGCCGCAAGAACAGGACGAAAUGAUCCUCUGCAACAAAUUGCAUCUAGGUCAGUUCAUAUACGUGGAGAGGUUAGAGGCCGCGUAUCCUGUCCCGAUGAUCAAAGGCGUGAGGCCGAUUCCAGGGAGACAUCCUUGUGCUGGGCAUCCCAAAGAUCUCCUCCCCAGCGAGAACCUCGAGAAAUUUCUUGGGGUUUCCAAGUUAGAAUCCAUCGGAGAAUAUUGCGGCGGCGGCGGCGGUGGGAUCGAACAAUCGGACAAGGGGAAAACCCUAACGGCUCCCAGGGUGAGUGUAAACGAGAUGAGGGACAGAAUCAAGACCCUGAGCUGGACGAUUGAAGACAACGGCGUUGAGGCCGAGAAGCAGAAGAAGAAGGAGGCGUCGAGCAAGAAAUCGCGGCCGGCGGGCAGUGCUCCAAAGGGGAACGAGGUGAAGAAGAGCAAGAGCCUCUUGAAUUACAGGCCUAGAGGGAUGGAUGUGGAGAGCACUCUGAGUUUGAGAGGUAAGAAGAACGAGGAGAUGUGGUUGCGGAAGAACAAUCCUAACGUAUCGAGGAAUGCGGAUAGGGAUAGUGAUUGCGAGAGUACAUUGACGACGAGCACCGGAGCUGUGAGCAGGAAGAGCUGGAAUAAUGAUGUUGAAGUUGUGAGAAUGGUGGAUACUGCUGAUACUUGUAAUUCUUCAGUUCAAUUGUCAAUGAAUGAUAGCUCAGAUGACAAUUCGAGCUGCAAAACUAUGAGGAGAGUUGUUAGUAUGACUAUGAACAGGCCAUCGAAAUAUGUCAGCAAGAAUUUUGUGUCGGCACCAAGGCGAUUGAGUGAAGAUUUCUCAAGUCAGAAUGCGAUUUUGAGUUCCACAGUUGAUAAGCACACAGAUGAUAACAGGCCAUCCUGGGAUUAUCUUCCUUCCACCUUGGUAAAAAUCGGACAGGAUGUGCUCAUGCAGAGGGACCUAGCUCUUUCUACUGCAGUGGAGGCUUUACAAGAGGCUUCAGCUGCUGAGAGAUUGCUCAAAUGCCUGAGCAUAUAUUCGGAACUUCAAGCUGCUGAGGUUGGUGACCAGCAUCUAGCAAUCGACAAGUUCUUCAGGCUUCAAGAGGAUUUGACUCAGACGCAGCAGAUCUUCCGGUCACUAACAAAUGUCAUCCCGCCGAUAACACCACCACACGAUGAACACAACCCUCAUUUUGUGAUGGAAGGACACAAGCUGGCAUCAGACAGAAAGCAAAAUGCAGCAUCAUGGAUAAAAGAAGCUUUAGCAUCCGAUCUCACCCCAGUUUCAGCGCGCUUGGAGGCCAUCAACAACGGCAACCAAGAAGCCAGAAAGUCUAACAAAUCAAGCCACAAGAGUCACAAAGCCAAAGGCGGGAUAGUGGUUAUAAGGAAGCAAAAGAGUAGUAGUCCCAACAUGGUGUUUGAGAUGGCGCAACACGGGAGCAACCAACCAAGCUGGGUCAAGGGAAGUGCAUUGCCAGUUUCCAUGGAACUCGCCAGCUCGCUGAGCGAAGAAUGCAGGACUUGGUUCUUCACCUACGUUGAGGACUAUUUGGAAUGGGUUAGCAGAAGGAUCGUCUCUGCUGAGAGAUCGGAUGGGCAGGCAGCCGAAAUGAUGUACCAGAUCAAGAGAGUGAAUGAGUUCCUGGACAGAAGAUGUCUUCAGGAUGGAUCCAUGUUGAAAGAUUACGAAUCGGAAGCUUGCGGGAGGAUUAGGAACAAGAUUUGUGGGAUUCUACUCAAACAUGUGGAGAAAACUUCCCUGAACUCCAUGCCUGAAGGUUGGCAGUAAAGUAAGUGAGAUGGGUAAUGGCCAUAUCCUUUUGUAGGAAGGGUUUCAUAACCUGAAACAUGUAACUGGAGAAAUCCGUAUAUCAUGUUUCCUUGUAGAAGAUACUCUUUUGAACUCAUACCAGAAUUUUUCUCUUUUUUUCCAUUCUAAGUCCGAAAAAGAUCAUCUACGGAAUGAAUCAGUCCUCCUUCCUCCAGUAAGCUCGUCAAAAGUUUCAUUUCUCACAAAUAUUUGGUCAUUUUUUAAUUGCUUAAGUCUGGAUCAAUUUGGACUGGGCUUACACUUCUAGUUCAUUGACUGAUAGAUCUGGGCUUAAAAACCGUUAUGUCCUUUUCACGAUAAAUGUCACAUUUGGUCACUGGAAUUAGUAAAUUGUGUCAUGUUUAGU
Messenger RNA from Linum tenue, 2612 nucleotides. Lineage: Eukaryota; Viridiplantae; Streptophyta; Magnoliopsida; Malpighiales; Linaceae. The record is from the annotation of a GenBank genome assembly.